AUGAGUCCCGGGUUGCUGCUGCUCGGCAGUGCGGUCCUGCUCGCCUUCGGCCUCUGCUGCACCUUCGUGCAUCGCGCUCGCAGCCGCUAUGAGCACAUCCCCGGGCCGCCGCGGCCCAGUUUCCUUCUAGGACAUCUUCCCUACUUUUGGAAAAAGGACGAGGUUUGUGGCCGUGUGCUCCAAGAUGUGUUUUUGGAUUGGGCUAAGAAAUAUGGACCUGUUGUGCGGGUCAACGUCUUCCACAAAACUUCUGUCAUUGUCACGAGCCCUGAGUCGGUCAAGAAGUUCCUGAUGUCAACUAAGUACAACAAGGACUCCAAGAUGUACCGUGCCAUCCAGACUGUGUUUGGUGAGAGAUUAUUUGGCCAGGGCUUGGUGUCUGAAUGCGACUACGAGCGGUGGCACAAGCAGCGGAGAGUCAUGGACCUGGCCUUCAGCCGCAGUUCCUUGGUUAGCUUGAUGGAGACGUUCAACGAGAAGGCUGAGCAGCUGGUGGAGAUUCUAGAAGCCCAGGCGGAUGGGCAGACCCUGUCCAUGCAAGACAUGCUGACCUGUGCCACCAUGGACAUCCUAGCCAAGGCAGCUUUCGGGAUGGAGACCAGCAUGCUGCUGGGUGCCCAGAAGCCCCUGUCCCAGGCAGUGAAGGUGAUGCUGGAGGGAAUCAGUGCAUCCCGCAACACUCUGGCAAAGUUCAUGCCAGGGAAGAGGAAGCAGCUGCGUGAGAUCCGGGAGAGCGUCCGCCUUCUGCGCCAGGUGGGCAAGGACUGGGUGCAGCGCCGCCGGGAGGCCCUGAAGAGGGGGGAGAACGUGCCGGCCGACAUCCUCACGCAGAUCCUCAAAGCUGAAGAGGGAGCCCAGGACGACGAGGUUCUGUUGGACAACUUCGUCACCUUCUUCAUUGCUGGUCAUGAGACUUCUGCCAACCACUUGGCGUUCACAGUGAUGGAGCUGUCUCGCCAGCCUGAGAUCGUAGCAAGGUUGCAGGCUGAGGUAGAUGAGGUCAUCGGUUCCAAGAGGCACCUGGAUUUCGAGGACCUGGGGAGACUGCAGUACCUGUCCCAGGUCCUGAAAGAGUCUCUGAGGCUAUACCCGCCAGCGUGGGGCACCUUUCGGCUGCUGGAGGAGGAGACCUUGAUUGAUGGGGUCAGAGUCCCUGGCAACACUCCUCUCUUGUUCAGCACCUACGUCAUGGGGCGGAUGGACACCUACUUUGAGGACCCGCUGACUUUCAACCCAGACCGCUUCAGCCCUGGGGCACCCAAGCCAAGGUUCACCUACUUCCCCUUCUCCCUGGGCCACCGCUCCUGUAUCGGGCAGCAGUUUGCUCAGAUGGAGGUGAAGGUGGUUAUGGCCAAGCUGCUGCAGAGGCUCGAGUUCCGGCUGGUGCCUGGACAGCGCUUUGGGCUACAGGAGCAGGCCACACUCAAGCCACUGGACCCUGUCCUGUGCACCUUGCGGCCCCGGGGCUGGCAGCCUGCACCCCCGCCCCCACCCUGCUGA
This is a messenger RNA of Castor canadensis (American beaver), 1500 nucleotides long. It is a transcript of the gene Cyp46a1, whose product is annotated as cytochrome P450 family 46 subfamily A member 1. The record is from RefSeq and is a predicted model, not a curated record. Lineage: Eukaryota; Metazoa; Chordata; Mammalia; Rodentia; Castoridae. Gene Ontology annotation, biological process: cholesterol catabolic process. Gene Ontology annotation, molecular function: heme binding; cholesterol 24-hydroxylase activity; iron ion binding.